Molecule: messenger RNA, 3608 nt
Organism: Achroia grisella
Lineage: Eukaryota; Metazoa; Arthropoda; Insecta; Lepidoptera; Pyralidae
Gene: par-1
Product: MAP/microtubule affinity-regulating kinase 3-like
Exons: 23
Coding region: 381-3557 (1058 amino acids)
Biological process (GO): intracellular signal transduction; microtubule cytoskeleton organization; protein phosphorylation
Cellular component (GO): cytoplasm
Molecular function (GO): ATP binding; tau-protein kinase activity; protein serine/threonine kinase activity
Source: RefSeq, a predicted model, not a curated record
GCGACGGACCUAUCGCAGGUUCUGUUUACGUUUAAAAAUAAUAAAAUUCUCAGUGUUGUGAUAUUUGAACGUGUGAUACGCGUGAUUGUUUUCUAUGCCAAAAGGAUAUCAGUUUUGUUGGAUUGUGAUCACAUUUUGUAUUUGUGCACGGAAUGAACCGAUACCGUUGCGUCGCGCUCCGGUGAUUCGGUUAAUAACUCGUGGAUCUACAGUGACUGUGUAAUAGUGGCUUUACUAAGAUCUAAUACCAUGUAAAGAUUUAUGGAAUUACAGUGAUUAAAUGAUAAGAGCGAUCAACAAAUAGAAUAUGAACAGUUUUAAAAAACUUUAAUAGUGCAAUGUUUUAAUCAGUUAAAUUUUUAUAGUGACAUGUUAUAAAUAUGGAAAGAAAAUUAACUCGCGAAGAUUUUAUGCGCAAAAGUUUCCGCGCCCCUCGGCUAUCUGCAUCGCAACAACCUGCAGAGUCGACAGUUAAUGGGGCACCACCGCCGUCUCCCGUCUCCCUAGUUAUGCUUGACAGAACUACUCAAAGAUCUCCGUAUGAUGUUCACACAUCGGGCAUAUCACCGAAACGUCUCGAAUUAAAUAGAGCACAUCCGAUACAUUUGAAGUCAUUCCAAACACCAGAGCCACCAGAUGAGAAUGCUCCCGCGCCGCCAUCAGACGAUGUUCUUCUAAAACUUGAACGACAGAUAGGCGAAAUGGAGAAAGGCUUGGAGAGAGCUCAAAAUGGGAAUGUAUCGGUUGACGAAAGAGUGAGGUAUGCUGAACAUGAAAAUUUGUUACGGACUGGAGUGUCUGCUGUUGGCGGUGGAGGUUACUUACCAGCAGAUUCGGACACAGAACAUGACUCUGUGCCGUUCAAAAGAAACGAGACGACCAGAAGUAGCACGGGUGGGGCUACUCCAGUACCCCGACCUGCUACCAAAUUGUCUAGGACAAAUUCAGAUACGCAACAACAUUCAGUUGCGGCGACUGCUAGGUUAAUGCGGAAGUUCGCCGACGGUGGUACAAAGGACGAAAAAACUAAAAUAAUUUCUCGGAAAGCAAUUCAAGCAAGAAUAGAGAAGGUUAGGAACUCUGUAGGAGGGUCAAAGCAUGAGCAUAGAGUAUUGGCGGAGCAUAAGGCUGAUGCGUCCUCGCCCAGGACCCCAGCGUCGCCUAUCGCCUCCAGAACAUCUCAGAGUGCGUCGGAGUCGUCGGCUGGCGCGGGCGGCGGUGCGGCCGGUGGCAGCACGCGGGUCUCCUCGCGCUCACGGACCUCUGAAGAGCCGCAUAUUGGCAAGUACAAGUUACUAAAGACAAUCGGCAAAGGUAACUUUGCGAAGGUGAAGCUAGCGAAACAUGUUCCCACCGGCAAAGAGGUCGCCAUCAAAAUCAUCGACAAGACCCAGCUGAACCCUGGAUCGUUGCAGAAACUGUUUAGAGAGGUCCGAAUAAUGAAAAUGCUCGACCACCCGAACAUCGUGAAGCUGUUCCAGGUGAUCGAGACGGAGAAGACCCUCUACUUGGUGAUGGAGUACGCGUCCGGAGGCGAGGUGUUCGACUACCUGGUGCUCCACGGGCGUAUGAAGGAGAAAGAGGCGCGGGCGAAGUUCAGACAAAUAGUGUCCGCUGUACAGUAUUGUCACCAGAAGCGCAUUAUACACAGGGAUCUCAAGGCGGAAAACUUGCUUCUGGACGGCGAAAUGAACAUAAAAAUAGCAGAUUUUGGAUUUUCAAAUGAGUUCACACCGGGCGCUAAGCUGGACACAUUCUGCGGCAGUCCACCGUACGCCGCGCCGGAACUGUUUCAAGGCAAGAAGUACGACGGGCCCGAGGUGGACGUGUGGUCGCUGGGCGUGAUCCUGUACACGCUGGUGUCGGGCUCGCUGCCCUUCGACGGCUCCACGCUACGGGAGCUCCGCGAGAGGGUACUGCGCGGAAAGUACAGAAUACCAUUCUACAUGUCAACCGACUGCGAGAAUCUGCUCAAGAAGUUCCUUGUACUGAACCCAGCGAAGCGGGCGUCCCUCGAGAACAUCAUGAGGGAUAAGUGGAUGAACACAGGCUACGAGGAGGAAGAGCUCAGGCCUUACGUGGAGCCGCAGCAGGACUUCAAGGAUCACAAGCGGAUAGAGGCGUUAGUGUGUUUGGGCUACAACCGACAAGAGAUCGAGUAUUCGCUCGCCGAGGCGAAGUAUGACGACGUGUUCGCAACAUAUUUACUGCUCGGAAGGAAGAGUACUGAUCCCGAGUCGGACGGCAGCCGGUCGGGCUCGUCGCUGUCGCUGCGCACGGCCGUGCCCGCGCCCGCGCACCACGCGCCGCCCGCGCACGCAGGUAACGCACACACCGGCGGGGGCUCGCCGUCUCACCGCGGGGUGCAGCGCAGCAUCUCCGCCUCCGCGCGCCCCGCCGCCUCCCGCCGCGCCUCCUCCGGCGCUGAGGUGCUGCGGACCCAAGUUGGCACCACAACGACUGCUGCCAACAACACCACUGCUACUUCCACUACGACUACGUCAAAUUUCAAAAGACAGAACACAAUCGACUCCGCGUCAAUUAAGGAGAAUACGGCGCGAAUUGCUCAGAUGCAGGUACAAAGCGGCCAGACGCGGCCGACGAGCGCGCAACCGAAGCUGGAGCCGCGGUCACGUACACUCACCGGCGGCCCGCGGAGACUCACGCAGGACGCCGCCCCCGCCGCCCCCGCCGCCCCCGCACACGACGCGCCCAGCGCGGUGCAAGAGAAUAAGAACGGAACGGCGGCGAGCAACGGUAGCUCGGGCGCGGGUAAGACGCACGUCAAAAGCGCCUCCGUGUCGUCCGCCAGCGGAGCCCCGGCCCUCGCCGGGGACGCGCCCCACGCCUCCGCCCGCGACCUCGCCACGCGCCCGAGUUUAAACUCUACGGGCGGUACGACAGCGGCUGCGAGCGGCGCCCGCCGUGACUUCCCUAACCCGAUGGUGUUCCCCAGGAAUGUGCCAUCCAGGUCCACCUUCCACUCAGGUCAAACGCGGUCGCGUGGUGCGAGUGCGGGCGGAGCGUACGGCGACGGAGGCUCGCCUCAUCAGGCGCGGCCGUCGUUCUUCUCCAAGCUGUCGUCCAGAUUCUCCAAACGCCUGUCCGUGUUGGGCGAAUCUACAGGGCGCCAGAAACCUCGCAUAUUUUCCUCACUGGACAUACAAAGGAGGCCAUUGGAAGGUACGACCCCGAAGCAUGCCGUAGCCGCUAGUCCACAAGCCCUGCUUGGACAGGGCAACGAGGAGCAAGUGAAGCCGCGAGUGCUUCGCUUCACGUGGAGUAUGAAGACCACCUCCUCACGGGACCCCAAUGAAAUCAUGGCGGAAAUACGAAAGGUGUUGGACGCGAACAAUUGCGAUUAUGAACAACGCGAGCGGUUCCUUCUGCUGUGCGUGCACGGGGACCCCAACGCGGACUCUCUGGUGCAGUGGGAGAUCGAGGUGUGCAAGCUGCCCCGACUGUCGCUCAACGGAGUGCGCUUCAAGCGGAUAUCCGGCACCAGCAUCGGAUUCAAGAAUAUUGCGUCUAAGAUCGCCAACGAGCUCAAGCUGUGACUGCCCGGGAGCGCCCCGCGCCGCCGCCGCCGCCGCCGCGCCCCCGACCUG